Molecule: messenger RNA, 1128 nt
Organism: Arabidopsis thaliana (thale cress)
Lineage: Eukaryota; Viridiplantae; Streptophyta; Magnoliopsida; Brassicales; Brassicaceae
Exons: 5
Coding region: 136-957 (273 amino acids)
Source: RefSeq, marked reviewed
AAUUUUGAAAAUUGGUUAACUCUGAAUCAAGCUUUUUGUCUAAGAUACCUCAAAGCAUAACAUAUACAAGCUUAUAUCGUCAUUUUCUCCUUCUUUCAUCAGGUAAUUAUUGUUUGGACUAAAUUUUCAAGAGAAAUGAGUGUAUUUCGAAGAUUUGUUGGCUGGAUCAACCAGAACCUACAACAACAGCCUCUUAAGGAUGAGUCCAAGAGAUCUGAGAAUGUUGACUCUAAUUCAGCGACAGAGAAUGAUACUAAUAAACGGGCAUUUUAUUAUGACAAAGCUGAGGCUAAGAAGCAAGGAAAACUUUGGAGAGCUGCAGAGAAGAAGAAACCAUGGUAUGAUGCUCCUCCUAAGGUCAAGGUGACAACAAAAAAGGGUCUUUGCCACAUGCACAUAGAGUUGACAGUAGGAUUGCCUCCGGAAGGGGUCUAUGAUUUGUUCGCUAAUCCGAACGACUUUCCAUUCUUCAGGAUCGACAACGAGACUGGGCGCGAACUUUUGGAAAACAAAUCAAGAAAGGUUUUGAUGAAAGAUGGACCGAGGCAGAGCGCGCGGUUGGAGAAAGCUCUGACCUGGGACGUUCUUUGGUGGUGUGGAGCUUUUCCAUUUACUCUAAUUGUUGAUGAAAACCAAAAAAACUUUAGAGGAAGAUAUAUGAAAGAGAAAAUGAAGUUUAUGAAAUAUUUUGAGGGUAAAUGGAAAAUAGAGCCACUAUACGUAGAUUCAGAACGCUUGUGCAAGGACAGAAAGCCGAAGAGUCGAGAAGAAUACAAAAGAUGUAGCGGCGGAGAAGGAAAGGUUGCAUCGAAAGUGACAAUGGACCAAUACUUCCAACCUUAUUUUCUUCUUAAUCUACCACCACUUUCUUGGUACAUUCGUGGGAUCACCAUCAAAACCACCAAAAAUCUGCUCAUAUUGAUUCAAAAUGCAAGUAUCAUGUUCCGAGACGCUUGAAACCCCCAAAUCUGUCAUCUACCACUUCUACUAUUUUGGUAGUAGUAUUAAACCUAAAUGCUAUAUUUUUAAUCCGAAUAGUGGAAUACUAAACCUCAAAAAUGUAAAUUUUUGAAAAAAGAAAUUUCAUUUUACGAACAUACAAUCAAUAUAUACAAAGUUAGUUUUUCU